AUGGAUUGCAACCAUGGUAAGAGGAGCAAAUCAUAUACCCCAGAUUUGGCAAAGACAAGACGCAUAUCAAAAUCAGGCAAGCAAGGUUGUCAGUUCCGAGUGGUAGUGCGGAGUUCAUUGGUAGAUGGCAAAUGUAAGUGGAGAAUUUUGAGUGUUACAGACAGAUCUGGGAAGCCAAAGGGAAUUCACAAUCACAAAUUGGAAGUUUAUGCUGAAGGAAGCAGGCAAAGGAAUUCUCUUUCAAAUGAGGAAAAUAUUGAAAUUAAGGAGUUGGAAGCAACACAUACUCAGGCGAAAGAUAUAAGAAGUUUUAUAAAUAGGAAGUUUGAUGCUCAUCACAACAUGGAUCAUGUUUAUAAUGAGACAGCAAAGAUUAGGCGUGAGAGAUUGGGUGAUCUUUCCCCUAUGCAGUGGACAUUUAUAGAAGCUGGCCGUCUUGGCUACUUCAUUGGAGUUGGUUUUGAUGAAGACCGUCGUGUUACUAGACUCUUCCUUUCCCAUCCAGAGUCUAUUAAGAUGUUGAGCGCAUGGUAUUUUGUUAUUUUGAUAGACUCGACGUACAAGACCAACAAGUAUAAGCAACCACUGGUUCAGUUGAUUGGUGUUAAUCCGGUGAAGAAGAACUUCAACAUAGGGUUCACAUUGGUUUCAGAUGAGACAAAGGAGACAUAUGCUUAG
Molecule: messenger RNA, 678 nt
Organism: Linum trigynum
Lineage: Eukaryota; Viridiplantae; Streptophyta; Magnoliopsida; Malpighiales; Linaceae
Source: the annotation of a GenBank genome assembly